Orycteropus afer afer is the source of this 9024-nucleotide messenger RNA. The record is from RefSeq and is a predicted model, not a curated record. NCBI's taxonomy places the organism in Eukaryota, Metazoa, Chordata, Mammalia, Tubulidentata, Orycteropodidae.
AUGGCCAGCCAGCAGGACUCGGGCUUCUUUGAAAUCAGCAUCAAAUACUUACUGAAAUCCUGGAGCAACAGUUUGCAGCAGCAGAGAGAGAAAUGGAAGGGUGUGUGGAAGAAAGAGCAAUGGAGACGGGACCCCACCUUGCUCACGGGAGCCUGGCUGGGAGGACACAUCCAGGGCCAGAGUGCCUGGGCCUGCGGAGGCCGGCUCCGCAUCCCAGGAUGCAGAGUGGAUGAUGCCUGCCACGUGCCUGAAAAGCCAUUGACAAAAUCUCUACAACGUGGAGAAGACCCCCAAUUUGAUCAAGUCAUCAGCUCUAUGAGUUCCCUGUCUGAGUACUGUCUGCCGUCUAUUCUGCGCACGCUGUUCGACUGGUAUAAGAGGCAAAAUGGAAUCGAGGACGAAUCACACGAAUACAGACCAAGAACAAGCAAUAAAGCCAAAAGUGACGAACAACAGCGUGAUUAUUUAAUGGAGAGACGGGACCUCGCUAUUGAUUUUAUUUUCUCAUUAGUAUUAAUCGAAGUUUUGAAACAGAUCCCACUUCACCCUGUAAUAGACAGUUUAAUCCAUGAUAUUAUUAAUCUGGCCUUCAAGCACUUUAAGUACAAAGAAGGGUACCUUGGCCCUAACACUGGCAACAUGCACAUUGUGGCUGACCUCUAUGCAGAAGUGACUGGAGUGCUGGCACAGGCUAAAUUCCCUGCCGUGAAGAAGAAAUUUAUGGCCGAGCUGAAGGAAUUGCGGCAGAAAGAGCAGAGCCCGGUCGUGGUCCAGAGCAUCAUCAGCUUGAUAAUGGGCAUGAAGUUCUUUCGAAUCAAGAUGUACCCAGUGGAGGAUUUUGAGGCCUCGCUCCAGUUCAUGCAGGAAUGUGCCCAUUAUUUCCUCGAGGUGAAAGACAAAGACAUCAAGCACGCCUUGGCUGGGCUCUUUGUUGAGAUUCUUGUCCCCGUCGCUGCUGCUGUCAAAAACGAAGUGAAUGUCCCCUGCCUUAGGAACUUUGUGGAAAGCCUCUAUGACACCACGCUGGAACUUUCUUCUCGAAAGAAACAUUCCUUGGCCCUGUACCCCCUGGUGACCUGCCUGCUCUGUGUCAGUCAAAAGCAGCUGUUUCUAAACAGGUGGCAUGUUUUCCUCAACAACUGCUUGUCCAACCUCAAAAAUAAAGACCCCAAGAUGGCCCGAGUUGCCUUGGAAUCUUUGUACCGAUUACUGUGGGUUUAUAUGAUUCGCAUCAAGUGUGAAAGCAACACGGCUACUCAGAGCCGACUUAUAACCAUCGUCACAACACUUUUCCCCAAAGGGUCCCGUGGCGUGGUACCGAGGGAUAUGCCGCUGAACAUCUUUGUGAAGAUCAUCCAGUUCAUCGCCCAGGAACGUUUGGAUUUUGCAAUGAAAGAAAUCAUUUUCGAUUUUCUUUGUGUGGGGAAACCAGCCAAAGCUUUCAGUCUCAAUCCGGAGAGAAUGAACAUUGGCUUAAGAGCUUUCUUGGUCAUAGCCGAUAGCUUGCAGCAGAAAGAUGGUGACCCUCCUAUGCCUGUGACGGGAGCUGUUCUCCCUUCCGGAAACACCCUGAGAGUGAAGAAAACUUAUUUGAGUAAAACCUUAACCGAAGAGGAAGCCAAAAUGAUAGGCAUGUCAUUAUAUUACUCUCAAGUACGGAAAGCUGUGGACAAUAUUUUAAGGCACCUUGAUAAAGAAGUAGGAAGGUGUAUGAUGCUCACCAAUGUCCAGAUGUUAAACAAAGAACCCGAAGACAUGAUCACGGGUGAGAGGAAGCCCAAAAUAGACCUGUUCAGGACCUGUGUGGCAGCUAUUCCUCGGCUCCUACCAGACGGGAUGUCAAAGCUGGAGCUGAUUGACUUGCUGGCGAGGCUCUCCAUCCACAUGGACGACGAACUGCGUCACAUUGCACAGAAUUCUCUGCAAGGCUUGCUGGUUGACUUCCCAGACUGGCGAGAAGACGUUCUGUUCGGCUUUACCAACUUCCUGCUGCGUGAAGUCACGGACAUGCACCAUACGCUGCUCGACGCGUCCCUGAAGCUGCUGCUGCAGCUGCUCACGCAGUGGAGACUGGCCAUCCAGGCCCACGGGAGGGUCUGCGAGCAGGCCGGCAAAAUCAGGAACCCAGAGCUAAUUCCCAAUGGAUCCAGCCACCGAAUGCCAUCCGAACGGGGCCCGCACUGCAGCGUUCUGCACGCCGUCGAAGGCUUUGCCCUGGUCUUGCUGUGCAGUUUCCAGGUUGCCACCCGCAAGCUGUCCGUGUUAAUCCUCAAGGAAAUCCGAGCACUGUUUAUUGCCCUGGGUCAGCCUGAGGACGACGACAGACCGAUGAUUGACGUCAUGGAUCAGCUGAGCUCGUCCAUCCUGGAAAGUUUCAUUCACGUGGCCGUUUCAGAUUCGGCCACGCUGCCGCUGACCCACAACGUGGAUCUGCAGUGGCUGGUAGAGUGGAACGCGGUCCUGGUCAACAGCCACUACGACGUGAAGAGCCCGUCCCACGUCUGGAUCUUCGCCCAGUCCGUCAAAGACCCCUGGGUGCUCUGCCUCUUCAGUUUCCUGCGGCAGGAGAACCUGCCCAAACACUGCCCCACAGCGCUCAGCUACGCCUGGCCCUACGCCUUCACACGGCUCCAGUCGGUGAUACCACUGGUGGACCCCAACAGCCCGAUCAACGCCAAGAAAACCAGCAGUGCCAGCAGCGGCGACAACUACGUCACCUUGUGGAGGAAUUACCUCAUCCUCUGCUUUGGAGUUGCCAAGCCCAGCAUCAUGAGCCCCGGUCACUUACGAGCCUCGACUGCAGAAAUUGUGGCCACCACGCCAGAUGGCACAGUGAGCUAUGAUAACAAGGCCAUAGGCACCCCAUCGGUGGCUGUCCUGUUGAAGCAGCUGGUGCCUCUGAUGAGACUGGAGAGUAUCGAAAUUACAGAGUCCUUGGUGUUGGGAUUUGGACGAACGAAUUCCCUCGUUUUCAGAGAACUGGUAGAAGAACUUCAUCCAUUAAUGAAAGAAGCUCUGGAACGAAGACCAGAGAACAAGAAACGCCGAGAGCGACGAGACUUGUUAAGGCUACAGCUGCUCCGGAUUUUUGAACUUCUGGCCGACGCUGGUGUGAUAAGUGACAGCACUAACGGGGCCUUAGAGCGAGACACGUUAGCCCUCGGUGCUCUGUUCUUGGAAUAUGUGGACUUGACGCGCAUGCUCCUAGAAGCUGAGAACGAUAAGGAAGCAGAGAUCCUGAAAGAUAUCCGCGCACAUUUUAGCGCCAUGGUCGCCAACUUGAUCCAGUGUGUUCCAGUUCACCACCGGCGGUUCCUUUUCCCCCAGCAAAGCCUGCGUCACCAUCUCUUCAUCUUAUUUAGCCAGUGGGCAGGUCCCUUCAGCAUCAUGUUCACUCCUCUGGACCGGUACAGCGACAGAAACCAUCAGAUCACAAGAUACCAGUAUUGCGCACUGAAGGCGAUGUCGGCCGUGUUAUGCUGUGGCCCUGUCUUUGACAAUGUGGGUCUCUCUCCAGACGGUUACCUGUAUAAGUGGCUUGACAAUAUUCUGGCUUGUCAAGAUUUACGAGUUCAUCAGCUUGGCUGUGAGGUUGUCGUCUUGUUAUUGGAACUUAAUCCUGACCAAAUAAAUCUUUUUAAUUGGGCCAUUGACCGAUGCUACACAGGAUCCUACCAGCUGGCGUCAGGCUGCUUCAAAGCCAUAGCAACUGUGUGCGGAAGCAGGAACUAUCCCUUCGACAUAGUGACAUUGUUAAACCUUGUUCUGUUCAAGGCCUCCGACACCAACAGAGAGAUUUAUGAAAUUUCCAUGCAGCUCUUGCAGAUCCUCGAAGCAAAGCUUUUUGUGUACUCGAAGAAGGUGGCUGAGCAGAGGCCCGGCAGCAUUCUGUAUGGAACGCACGGGCCGUUGCCCCCCCUCUACAGCGUGUCUCUGGCCUUCUUGUCCUGUGAACUAGCCAGGAUGUACCCUGAGCUCACGCUUCCUCUCUUCUCAGAGAUCAGCCAGCGGUUCCCCACGACACACCCCAAUGGACGUCAGAUCAUGCUUACCUACCUCCUCCCCUGGCUGCACAACAUCGAGCUGGUGGACAGCAGACUUCUCCUCCCGGGCUCAAGCCCCAGCAGCCCAGAGGAGGAUGAGGCCAAGGACCGAGAAGGGGAGGUGACUGCCUCCCAUGGGCUGAAAGGGAAUGGCUGGGGCUCUCCUGAGGCCACGUCGCUGGUCCUGAAUAACCUCAUGUAUAUGACGGCCAAGUACGGAGAUGAAGUCCCCGGCCCAGAAAUGGAAAAUGCUUGGAACGCGUUAGCCAACAAUGAGAAAUGGAGCAACAACCUGCGGGUCACCUUGCAGUUUCUCAUCAGCUUGUGCGGGGUCAGCAGCGACACGGUCCUCCUGCCCUACAUCAAAAAGGUGGCCGUGUACUUGUGCCGUAACAACACCAUUCAGACCAUGGAGGAACUCCUCUUUGAGCUGCAGCAGACAGAGCCGGUGAACCCCAUCGUCCAGCACUGCGACAACCCGCCUUUCUACCGCUUCACGGCCAGCAGCAAGGCCUCCGCGGCUGCCUCCGGAACCACUUCUAGCAGCAACACGGUGGUUGCCGGCCAGGACGGCUUCCCAGAUGCCGAGGAGAGCAAGAUAAUGAAAGAAUCUGAUGAGAGGUUUAGCAACGUCAUCAGAACCCACACUCGCCUGGAGUCGAGAUACAGCAAUAGCUCUGGAGGGUCCUAUGAUGAGGAUAAAAACGACCCCAUCUCCCCCUACACGGGCUGGUUGUUGACAGUCACAGAGACCAAGCAGCCGCAGCCCUUGCCGAUGCCUUGUACCGGGGGGUGCUGGGCACCCCUCGUUGACUACCUCCCCGAGACCAUCACCCUGCGGGGCCCACUGCACCGGUGCAACAUUGCUGUCAUUUUUAUGACAGAGAUGGUGGUCGACCACAGCGUGAGAGAAGACUGGGCCCUCCACCUGCCGCUGUUACUUCACGCUGUCUUCUUAGGUCUGGACCAUUACCGGCCGGAAGUGUUUGAACACAGCAAAAAGCUGCUGCUGCACCUCUUGAUCGCCUUGUCCUACAACAGCAACUUCCACGCCGUUGCGUCUGUGCUGCUGCAGACACGCGAGCUGAGCGAAGCCAAGACGCUCACCGUCCAGCCAGUGUAUCAGCCCGAAUACCUCUACACAGGUGGCUUUGACUUCCUUCGAGAGGACCAGCCGUCACCAGUGCCUGACUCGGGGCUGAGCUCCAGCUCCACUUCGUCCAGCAUCAGUCUGGGGGGCAGUAGCGGGAACCUCCCACAGAUGACCCAAGAGGUGGAAGACGCGGACACAGCCGCCGAGACAGACGAGAAGGCCAACAAGCUCAUUGAGUUUCUGACAACCAGGGCGUUUGGUCCACUUUGGUGCCAUGAAGACAUCACCCCCAAAAAUCAAAAUUCAAAGAGUGCUGAACAGCUCAGUAAUUUUCUCCGCCAUGUGGUAUCCGUAUUUAAAGAUUCCAGAUCAGGUUUCCAUCUGGAGCAACACCUGAGUGAAGUUGCCCUGCAGACGGCUCUCGCCAGUUCCUCCAGGCACUACGCCGGCCGAUCCUUCCAGAUCUUCAGGGCCCUCAAGCAGCCUCUGUCUGCCCACGCCUUGUCCGACCUUCUCUCCAGACUGGUGGAGGUGAUCGGAGAGCACGGAGAUGAGAUCCAGGGUUAUGUCAUGGAAGCACUCCUGACCUUGGAAGCGGCUGUGGAUAACUUGUCUGACUGCUUGAAGAACAGCGAUCUCUUGACUGUAUUAUCUCGCUCAUCGUCACCAGACUUAAGCUCUAGCACAAAACUGACAGCAAGCAGAAAGAGCACAGGACAACUCAACGUGAACCCAGGAACCACCGGAGGCAGCACAGCCACUGGAGAGCGCAGCCGGCAUCAGAGGAGCUUCUCUGUCCCCAAGAAGUUUGGUGUCGUAGACCGCUCUUCAGACCCACCUCGAAGCGCCACCCUAGACAGGAUCCAGGCUUGUACCCAGCAAGGUCUCUCUUCAAAGACCAGGAGCUCCUCCUCCUUGAAGGACAGCCUCACCGACCCCUCCCACAUCAACCAUCCAACCAACCUGUUGGCCACCAUCUUCUGGGUCACUGUGGCCUUGAUGGAGUCUGACUUUGAGUUUGAGUACCUGAUGGCCUUAAGGCUGCUGAGCAGACUGCUGGCUCAUAUGCCACUGGAUAAAGCAGAGACUCGAGAGAAACUGGAGAAGCUGCAAGCACAGCUCAAGUGGGCCGACUUCUCAGGGUUGCAGCAGCUGCUGCUGAAAGGGUUCACGUCCCUCACCACCACAGACCUGACCCUGCAGCUCUUCAGUCUGCUCACACCAGUGUCCAAAGUACCCAUGGUGGACGCGUCCCAGGCUAUCGGGUUCCCGCUGAACGUCCUGUGCCUCCUGCCCCAGCUGAUUCAGCAUUUUGAAAAUCCCAGUCCGUUCUGUAAGGACGUGGCCGAGAGGAUCGCUCAGGUCUGUCUGGAAGAAAAGAACCCCAAGCUUUCGAACCUGGCCCAUGUUAUGACUCUGUACAAAACCCACAGCUACACGCGAGACUGUGCCACGUGGGUCAACGUGGUGUGUCGGUACCUCCAUGAAGCAUACACUGAUAUCACCUUGAACAUGGUGACCUACCUGGCAGAGUUGCUGGAGAAGGGCCUCCCGAGCAUGCAGCAGUCGCUGCUCCAGGUGAUCUGCAGUCUGCUCAGCUACAUGGACCUGUCCGUCAUUCCCGUGAGGCAGUUUAACGUGGACGUUCUGAAGACCAUUGAGAAAUACGUGCAAAGCACUCACUGGAGGGAAGCCCUCAACAUCUUGAGGCUGGUGGUGUCCCGCUCGGCCAGCCUCGUCCUGCCUUCCUACCAGCACGGCGACCUCUCAAAAAUAGAAAUCCAUCGCGUGUGGACCAGCGCAUCCAAGGAAUUACCCGGAAAAACCCUGGAUUUUCACUUUGAUCUUUCUGAGACUCCAAUCAUCGGGCGGCGGUACGACGACCUGCAGAACUCUUCGGGGCACGACGGGAAGCCCAGGGCCAUGGCCGUCACCCGGAGCACGUCCUCCACCUCGUCAGGCUCCAAUUCCAACGUCCUGGUCCCUGUGAGCUGGAAGAGGCCGCAGUAUUCACAGAAGAGGACGAAGGAGAAGUUGGUACAUGUCCUUUCUUUGUGUGGCCAAGAAGUAGGACUGAGCAAAAACCCAUCAGUGGUCUUCUCGUCCUGCGGGGACGCCGACCUGCUGGAGCACCAGGCCAGCCUGGUCUCCUCCGAGGACGGCCCCCGGGAGCAGGAGAACAUGGAGGACACCAACAGCGAGCAGCAGUUUAGGGUCUUCAGGGACUUCGACUUCCUGGACGUGGAGCUGGAAGAUGGAGAGGGAGAGACCAUGGACAACUUCAACUGGGGCGUGCGCAGGCGCUCCCUGGACAGUCUGGACAAGUGUGACAUGCAGCGGCUAGAGGAGCAUCAGCUUUCCGGGAGCACCCCCAGCCUCCACAAGAUGAACCCUGAGGAUUCCGACGAGUCAUCCGAGGAGGAGGGCCUCACCACCAGCCAGCUCCUGGAGCACUCGGACCUCAUCAUGGCGCUGUCCCCCUCUGAGGAGGCCAAUCACAUGGAGUCGCUCACCAUGGCCUGUGACAUCACUCCUGCCGACCCCCACUCGUUCACCACAAGGAUGGCGGGCUUUGAGGCUUCUUUGCCGGAAAUGAGUAACCUACAGGUUUCCGAGGGUUCAAAGGCAGAAGUUGUACAGGAGGAAGAAGACACCGCUGUGCACGAAGAUGACCUCUCUAGCUCCAUCAACGAACUCCCGGCAGCUUUCGAAUGCAGUGACAGCUUUAGCCUGGACAUGACAGAGGCCGAAGAGAAGGGCGACCGAGCGCUGGACCCGUUUACUUUGUCGAGCUUUGGAGAAGGGGACAGGGGCGUCUCCCCACCUCCGUCACCCUUCUUCUCAGCCAUCCUGGCAGCCUUCCAGCCCACGGCCUGUGACGACGCUGAGGAAGCCUGGCACAGCCACAUCAACCAGCUCAUGUGUGACUCGGAUGGUUCCUGUGCUGUGUAUACGUUUCACGUCUUCUCUUCCUUGUUUAAGAAUAUUCAGAAGAGGUUCUGCUUCUUGACCUGCGAUGCAGCCAGUUACCUGGGAGACAACCUCCGGGGAAUUGGAUCCAAGUUUGUCAGUUCCUCCCAGAUGCUCACCUCCUGCUCCGAGUGCCCCACCCUUUUUGUGGAUGCUGAGACUCUCCUUUCCUGUGGGCUUCUGGACAAACUCAAGUUCAGUGUUCUAGAAUUGCAAGAAUACCUGGACACCUACAACAACAGGAAGGAGGCCACGCUCUCAUGGCUUGCAAACUGUAAGGCGACGUUUGCCGGAGGAUCAAGGGAUGGAGUCAUUACGUGCCAACCAGGAGACUCGGAAGAAAAGCAACUGGAACUCUGCCAGAGGUUAUAUAAGCUACACUUCCAGCUGCUGCUGCUCUUCCAGUCCUACUGUAAGCUCAUUGGCCAGGUGCACGAAGUGAGCUCCAUGCCCCAGCUGCUGAAUAUGUCGAGGGAACUCAGUGAUUUAAAGAAGAACCUGAAGGAGGCCACGGCGGCCAUCGCAGCAGACCCCCUUUGUGGAGAUGGCGCCUGGGCUGAGCCGACCUUCUUGUCCACGGAAGCUGCCAUUCAGUCCAUGCUAGAGUGCCUCAAGAACAAUGAGCUCAGCCGGGCGCUGCGGCAAAUCAGGGAGUGCAGAAGUCUGUGGCCUAAUGACAUCUUUGGAAGCAGUUCCGACGAUGAGGUCCAGACACUACUGAAUAUUUAUUUCCGUCAUCAAACUCUGGGACAGACGGGGACUUACGCGCUCGUGGGGUCUAACCAGAGCCUGACAGAGAUCUGUACCAAGCUGAUGGAGCUGAACAUGGACAUCAGGGACAUGAUCCGCAGGGCGCAGAGCUACCGAGUUCUCACGGCCUUUCUCCCAGACUCCAGUGCUUCCGGCACUAGUCUCUGA